Perkinsus marinus ATCC 50983 is the source of this 918-nucleotide messenger RNA. RefSeq names its product pentatricopeptide repeat-containing protein, putative. Gene Ontology annotation, molecular function: protein binding. The transcript has 2 exons. The record is from RefSeq and is a predicted model, not a curated record. NCBI's taxonomy places the organism in Eukaryota, Perkinsozoa, Perkinsida, Perkinsidae. The coding region runs from base 1 to 918 and encodes 305 amino acids.
AUGCCCAGUAAGGAACUACUCUCAUCGAUAAGAUCUACUAGACAUCUGAACAAGCUCCUCAAGUCGUUGAAGAGAGGCCGGUGGGCUUCGACGGAGCAGGCUAGAGACCUACUCGACAAGGCCAGCAUGCAGAACGUCGUUCCUGAUGCUUUCACGUACAGCCAGGCUUUCUCUAUGGACGCGUACAGUUGUUCUGAGAUUAAGGCUCUGGUUAGUGGCAGUCUGCACAUGCUGAACUCGGUUGUCGUGAACUCGGCCAUCGCCUCCUGUGGACGUAUGGGUUGUGAAAGUGAGGCAAGGGAGUUGUUACGGCUAAGUGAGGAUAACAACAUGGUUACCUGCCGAACCUAUAAUGCCUUCCUCUCGUUGCCGAUGACUGGUUCGGCCGCUAUGGAUGUCUGGAAGGAAAUGCCUCAUCACAUGAAGGAUGCUUACACUCUCCAACUACUCCUAUACCGGCUCGCUCAAGACGGUUAUCCGCCUUCUGCCUACGAGAAUCUAUUAGCCGAGGCCCGUGAUGUGAUAACGAUUGAUCGCCAGCAUCUGGCUACAGCAGUUUCGGGGUGUAUCCGAGCCGGAUACGCUGCCGAUGGCCUCGCACUGCUGUCUGCUAGCGGCGUGAGGGCUAGCGAUGACAAGGUGCUAGCGACUUGUGCUUUGUGUGCCUAUGAACGCCUUGGGAUGUGGUCCGAGAGCUUGGACUUGUUACAGUGUAUUGAUGAGCCAGAUGUUGUUUGCUAUACAGUCGCAAUAGCGGCCUGUGCUCGUGCUGGGAAGGGGAAGGAAGCCGUUAAGCUGUGGAGUGAGCUGUCCUCACGCGGGCUAACUCCUCAACGUCAAACCCUCUCCUCUGUUGUACGUGCCUGUGAGGCCGCGGUAGCAUCUCAGACUUAUCGGCGAGAGCCGACGACGGUGUAA